AUGCGACCAGGUCGCCGCCUUCGGCGGCGCGGGCGACGCCGCCGACGCCAAGGUGGUGAGGUGGCGGAACCAGGCACUGACAGAGCUUGGCGAGAUCGUGUCGGACCACGUCAAAGGCGGCUUAAAAGGCGAGCGGGUGACCCUGGCUCUCGUCAGCGUUCUGUGCCAGUUGCCCCUCUCGUGGCGGAGGUGCAGCGAGAGGCUGGCCAAGAUGGCCAUACCGCUCAUAGAGGAGGAGAAGGACCUCUCGAAGGUGAUACCGCUCCUCCGGGUCGCCAUAGCCGCCAUGCCCUCCGCCACGCCGCUGGCCCAGCCCCUGGCGGAGGUCGCGAGGAAGAUGUGCCGGAAGGCCGAGGCGGGGGAGGUGGCCGAGGUCUUGGACCUCCUGGUGAGUGGCGGCUUGUUCGCCGCCGCCGCAAGGACGUACCGAGAACCCUGGAGCGCGUGCUGAAGUCGGCGCCGUUCCCCCUCGUGGCCUCCACCGUCGCGGGGCUCGGCGAGAGGGGCGCCGAGGGCGAGGAGAUGCGCGAGUGCGCGGCGUUCGUGGGCCGGUCUCCUGCCCCGCUCGAGGCGCUGCCAGCGCCCCUGCUGCUGCGGCUGACGGUGGCGGCCACGAAGUCUGGGGCCGUGGCGGAGGGCGCCCUGGAUGCCGUCGCCUCGGCGGCGGCCCUGACGUUGCCAGGGUGGAACAUGGACGACGUGUCCAAGCUGCUGCUGGCCGUGGCGAAGGCGAGGCCGCGCCGGGGCGCCCAGGGCAGCAGGGACGGCGUGGCCGAGCUCUACAGGCGGUCGCACGAGGUCCUGCCGGUGAAGUUGUCGGAGUUCUCCAGCGUCCAGCUGAUCAAGGUGCUGCUCGCCAUCGGGCAGGCGGCGGAGUGCCGACCGCUGAUGGAGGCCGUCGCGCUGCACGCGGCCGAGACGCGGCUGGGGCCCGAGCUGCCGGCGCAGCAGGUGCAGCUGCUGACGCAGGGGCUCGUGCCGCUGGGCGGAGGGCACGCCGCGGUGGUGAAGGCCCUGGACUUCUGGGCCGCCCAACUGAACGAGGCAACCCGGGCGGAGAACCUUCUGACCGAGAGCAUGGGCGAUGACAUGGUGAAGCAGCGGCGGAAGGACCUGGAGGCCAAGGGCCAGCUCAACGCGGACCAGCUCGCCAAGCUGGCCAACACCCUGGCCCCCCACGCAGCCAAGCAUCAGGAUCUGGUUCUGGCAAGCGCUCACCAAGCGGUUUGCGGGGCACGAUCUGUCCGAGGGCAUCGCGGGAGAUCUCACGCCCGCGGGCAAGGCCGCGAUAGAGGGGUGCUUCCCUGGUGGCUCCGGCCCUGA
Molecule: messenger RNA, 1323 nt
Organism: Prorocentrum cordatum
Lineage: Eukaryota; Dinophyceae; Prorocentrales; Prorocentraceae
Source: the annotation of a GenBank genome assembly